Molecule: messenger RNA, 720 nt
Organism: Brassica napus (rape)
Lineage: Eukaryota; Viridiplantae; Streptophyta; Magnoliopsida; Brassicales; Brassicaceae
Exons: 3
Coding region: 115-558 (147 amino acids)
Source: RefSeq, a predicted model, not a curated record
AUAACUCAUGUGAAGAGCUUAAUAUCACACUUCCUUCCACUUCAAAACAUCACAAAAGUAUUAAAGAAACACUUAAAAACAGAAGAAAGAAAGAAAAAAACAACAGAAGAAGAAAUGGGUUUAAAAAUGAAAGAGAGAUCAAGAAAAGGAGGUUUUGUUGCGAUAUUGGUUCUAGUCUUUUGUUGCUUCUUCGAGAAUAUGACCGGGAUCUCGAUCGCUGUUUCACCUUAUGAACCAGUUACAAGUUAUAUUUCGGGAAGGUUCUUUGUUCUCCACAACAAAUAUGAGAUGCUGAAAUCGUUGCCAUCUUAUAAUGAGUACCACAUAAGACUCAACCUAGCGACAGUUCAAGUUUGGCAAACGAUAAGAAGCAGGUGUAGAGAUGGUUUCAUCACUUUGAGCAUCAAAUCAGUGCAUUUUUUCAUCUCAAAGCUUAUGCAAUAUAGAUAUUCAAUAUCACUUGUAACUCCAGUCUAUCACUCUUGGACGUCUCGAAUUAUUUUCUGGGUUACAUUAACACGAUCAGUCUCGUCAAUGUCUAACGACACCGCUUUAUGAUUUUUUUUAAUCUUCACACAAGGUGUGGUUGUUUUAUAUGUACGCAAACAUGUAAGUGACAUUUGGAUAUAUAAAGAUAUAGAAGACCUACAUGGUUGAUAAAAUAAUAUUUUGUCAACCAAUUGCAAAAAAGUUUAAUAUAUUAUUAAGUAUGUUAUUUUA